This is a messenger RNA of Mytilinidion resinicola, 1316 nucleotides long. Its product is annotated as MFS general substrate transporter. Gene Ontology annotation, molecular function: transmembrane transporter activity. Lineage: Eukaryota; Fungi; Ascomycota; Dothideomycetes; Mytilinidiales; Mytilinidiaceae. The record is from RefSeq and is a predicted model, not a curated record. Gene Ontology annotation, biological process: transmembrane transport. The coding region runs from base 1 to 1113 and encodes 370 amino acids. The transcript has 5 exons.
AUGGAAGGUGCUGCGGAGUCAAAACCUUACACUGUAUUCAACCCUACUCAGAAAACUCUACUUCUCUACGCUUGCUCAAUAUCCGCUAUCUUCUCCACUAUUUCAUCUCUCCGGAAUACUGUAGCGCCGUCAAUCUUCGGAACUCUCGCUGACGACAUCGGAAGAAGGCCUGUGUUAUUGUUCACACUUGCACUAUACCUCGGAGCAAAUGUCGGCCUAGCUUUGACGAAGCACUGUGUCGCGCUGGUCGUCCUGCGAUGUGUCCAAAGUGCAGGAGCAUCAAGCACCAUUGCCAUUGCCUAUGGCAUCAUUGCCGAUAUCUCAGUACCUUCGGAUAGAGGAUCCUUCGUCGGUGUUCUCUUAGGAUUCACCCACGCAGCACCCUGCCUCGGUUCUGUCAUCGGAGGUGUAGUCUCCGAAAAUCGGUCUUGGAGAUGGAUAUUCUGGCUUCUGGCAAUCGCAUCUGGAACCCAUCUCGUCAUGCUCACUAUUUUUCUCCCGGAGACAUCGCGAAAAUUGGUUGGGAAUGGCAACAUUCGCCCAACGCAUAGGAUAAACCACUCUCUCUACGCCAUGCUUCAUCGUCAAUCUCCUUCCGAAGAGCCUAUACGCACCCCAAUGUCGUUUGAUUUCCUUGGUCCCUUCAAAAGCUUGAAGACUCUCUAUAACAAGGCUAACUUCAUCGCCAUUCUCGUCGGCGGUAUCACAUACACGAUAUUCGGCUGUCUUCUCGCUAAAACCCACAACAUACUGCCCGGCUUUCCCAUCGAAAAGACUCGGCUGAGAUCAAUAUUCCCCGUCAUAGCUACAAGCUCCAUCGCCACGGUAGGAUACGGUUGGACGCUUCACGCAAGCCCUCACAUUACCGUCCUCCUUACGCUGCUUACGGAUCUGAAUCCAGAUAGGAGCUCGACCGCCCAGGCCAGCUACAGCUUGAUUCGGUGUUUACUGAGUGCUGGAGGAAUCGCAGCUGUCGAGGCAAUGAUACAGGGUAUGGGUGUUGGCUGGUGUUUCACUGCUUUUGCUGUCUUCGGCGCUUUAUGCGUGCCCCUUCUAUGUGUUAAAGAAGAAAGGAAAGAACUGGCGCUUGGAAGGCGUCGCGGAUACAGAUGACGGACCUACGGAGAAGGGAUAGUAGAGCAGGAUGUGAUUGGAGCCGAAUCGCAUGCAAAGUACAAAGGAAUGUCUGCCCCUGGAGAGUGUCAUCCAAGGAGGAUACACAACUAUCUGCAUUAACUAAUCUUGUCCUCACGACGUGUAUUGCGACAAUAUAACAAGCGAGGUAAGAUACCAAUCCAACGGUGACCAUAGUAUGU